AUGAAGAAGGUGACGGCAGAGCGACCAGGUUCAGCGGUCAAUGGACGACACGAUUCGUCAACAAACAACACUCGAAACAGCUCAACAGCAAGUCUGAACGGACACGAUCCAAUAAGGUAAUAAAAAUAACCUGAUGGUCUGGAAGUAAAUUUAACACAAAGUGCUUAUUGAAAACAAGACUUGGAACCCGGGCCUGCUGCGCGGGCCGAGCUGACGCUCGAAAGCGGUUACGCCGCUUGCUUAUUUCUUACAACCGUUUGGAAGUUCACGUAUUCAUUUAUCAGAUUUCUCCGUCACAAUUUUUUGUUUUAGAAAUGAACGUGGGGACGGACAAACAGAGAAAUAAACAAGCAGAGGGACAAACCCCCCAAGGCUUACAUUAAUAAGAACAAGACUUUUGAAACCGGGGCUCGCUGCGCGGGCUUCGCCGCUUGUCUUUCUUCUCCGCUAAACCAUUCUAUAGUUCACGUAUUCAUUUCUUCGUUUAUCCGUCACAACUUUUUCCGUUUUAUAAAUAAAUAAAUGGCCGGACAAACGGAGAAAGAAAGAAAGAAAGUUACGACCCUUUUAGCUUUUUAUUAAUGCCGCGUCCAAAGUUAAAAAACAACCCGGAAAUCACGCGGAUUUCGUUGGGAUUUCCUUGAACUUUGGACGCGGUAAAAAUAAGAAUGAUGAUGAUAAUGAUGAUUCUUAUUAAUAUACCUCUUGGGAGGGUAUGUCUGUUUGUUUAUUUCCUUGACUGUCCGUCCCCACUUUCAUCUCUAAAACGAAAAAGUUGCGACGGAAAAAUUAAGAAAUUAACACGUGCACUUUCGAACGGGUAUAAGUUGCACAAUGACUUUCUCAAAAAUUCAACACCAACAUUUUCAGAUCUACUGCUUCUUCCCCAUUAUUCGGCAUAGACCCGCUUCCGGAUGACGAUCACGCACAAUGUCCUUACUGCCAGCAAGAUUUCCGCAAGCCCCGUGUUCUCGAUUGCCUACACUCUAUGUGUGAAGACUGCAUCAUAGCUCAACUCGACGGUCACCUUCAAGCGAAGUCUUCUGUGUUAGAAGAAAAGAAGAGAUCCGCUAUGUUAGAAUGCGAGUUAGAAGCACCGAAAGUCAAAGAACGCCCAACACCUCCAGGUGUUAUUCGAUGUCCGAUUUGCGCGCAAGAGUCGCAUGUGGGGAAUGAUGUCCGCUAUGUACAUGCUAUGCUUCUUGAUUAUGUAGGCAUAUUUCAUUUCUAACUCAACCUUCGUUGGUUUACUUUAGGUUCGGCUCGCGACAAUGCAAGAAAUGGAAGUAGAAAAGAUGGUGGCGCAUCACACGAAGUCUUGUACUGCCUGCAAGUCUGAGCAGGAAGCUAUCGCCUUCUGCGAUCAAUGCUCCUCCGACCUUUGCGAAAAUUGUACGACUGCUCACACUGUUAUGAAUCUAUUUGACGGUCAUAUGGUUACCACAUUCGCCGACCUCCGGUCUCGCGGAGCACAGCCCGAGUUGCGGCAGGUGGUGUGCACUACUCACAACCAGCAUAUGCGAUUUUUAUGCGCAGCCUGUGAAACAGCGGCAUGCAAGCAGUGUCUCGAAGUUGAUCAUCUCAAUCAUAAAAUAAUUGACAUUAAUGAACUCGUGAUUAAUGCUAUUAGAGAGGAUGUCACCAACACCGUCGAGCGAGUUGAAAAAAAGUACAACAAUUCCUUGGUAGAGAUGAAUAGCCUUCCCGAUAAGUGCCUACAAGUAAACGAACAGUAUGAUGUCGCAAAAUAUCGUGUUGAGAAGCAUUAUGACGAAUUGCGAAAUGCACUGGAGGUCCGUUUAUCCGUAAACUAGAGAGAAUUAAUGUAAUUUAUUCAACUUUUAUUCAUUUGUUUUCAGGAAAAUCGUCAGAAAGUUCUAAGUGAGCUGGAAGAAGCUCGACUUCGACAGGAAAAUAAUGUGGACGACAUGUAUCGUAAAGCUCAGGUCAACGAAGCUCGUGUACAUGACGCCAUCAAUUUCACUCGCCGCCUUCUAGUUAAAGCAAACGGUCUUGAGCUAGUAGUCUCACGGAAAAAAGUUAUUCAGCAGCUUGGAAAUCUUUCACAUGCUAUACCAAACCAUGGUCAUCAAGUCGAGUUAGAGUUUUUGACUCCUUCAAAAAAACAAAUCGAGCAUUUUGUUCAUCAAUUGACUGGAACGGUCAUUGGACGGGUUAUUCAACCGACCGUCAAAGACGUUAACACAUUGAAUAAUAUGGUAGAGCCAAGUGGAGGAGCAGUUCAUUCACAAAGUGGACGAGCUAGUUCAGCUGCGGCAUAUCAAGAUGGUAAGUUUUUAUCACUUUUUUAAACUUUUUGUUGAACAUUUUUAUUGAAUCAUUUCUUUUUAUAGACUGGAGUAAACUUGGAUAUAAUCAGAAUUCCCAGCUUGGCGCUAUCGGAGGAGAACGAAAAAAGAACGGUCAGAACGGCGUAAAUGGUUCGCGAAGUGAGAUUUUCGGAGGAUGGCCUCCAAGCAGUCAUCCGCCAGAGUCAACUACGCCUCCACCCGGUACUCAGCCUCUUCUGGCUACGGCUCCCCCGGCUGUCUCUCAGCAGCAAUUGACCGCUCUUCCAAACGCUGCCCUGGCUGCCGCUGCGGCAGGAAUGCGCCCCGAUCUUGUGGCUCUUGCCAAUCAUUUGGAUUUAAACACAUUGACAAACGGAGGAGCUCCAGGAGCUUCAGCCACAGGUCUAUCAGACCCUAACUCACUUUUCCCAUUCUGGACGCGACACGGACUUUCGAACGUUCCAACUCCGACCACGACGGGUCUGUCAUCAAGCGCAUCUGCUGCCUAUAUACAACACAAACUCGCGGCAGCCCAGCUUCAAGCAGCCGCAGGUCUUCAGAUCAGUCAGAGACUCAACCCGCAACUUCUUCCAAUGGUAACUCUGUCUUCAAUAUUCGAAAUAUUUUUUCACAUUCGCGUGAUUCCUCGUUGCAGAAUACGCUCCGGAAUAGCUCCCUUGAACAAUUACUUGCAAUGAAUGCAAUGGGAUCAAUGAACCUGAAUAAUCAACUUUCAUCAGCUGCUGCUGCCGUAGCUGCUGCUGCUUCUAACACCAACAACAGUUCGACCACGACUACUGCUGCUUCUGAAAAUCAAUCAGUAUCGGGAAAUGGUUCAAUGUCUCAAAGAGUCAGUGAUCUAAAGGUUCAUAGUGUUUUUGGAACAUCGCAACAAGGAAGCACGAUAAGAGAGUUACACUGUCCUUCUGGAUUUUGUCUUUCGGACACCGACGAUAUUCUGAUUGCCGACACGAAUAAUCACCGAGUUGUCGUUUGCGGACCACCCCAUCCAUGGAAAAUCGGACGACCCGGAACAGACGAUGGACAGCUUUGUUUCCCUAGGAAGGUCAUAGCGUUGAAAGGCGACGCUGUUCGUUACGUCGUCCUCGACAAAGGCGGGGAUGGUAAAACACGCGCUCAAAUUUUUGAGGCCCGUGGAGAGUUUGUAAAACGCCUCAACAUGGUGUCUCUGGUUCCGCGUGGUGGAAUAGAGGUGUCAGCGGCUGCCGCAACUCCGAAUGGGCAGCUUCUGCUAGUCGACACUGCUGGCUUCGUUUAUUCGAUUGAUGUUGAUGCGCCGCGAGUGACUUUCUGGUUUGAUGCUUCUGCUCAACUUGGAGAGGCGAGCGAUGUGGCAAUGUUUGAAAAUCUGAUUUACGUUACCGAUUUCAAGCAUCACUGUGUCCAAGUAUACACAUCAGAAGGUAAUCAUAAAUGUAUUAUUGUUGCAUAAAAGUAUUAUUGUCACAGGAAAGUUUAUCCGUAAAAUGGGUGAACCUUCUCAGACACCGUAUCCAAUCGGAAUCGAUGUUUCAAAGGCUGGAGAAGUUCUUGUUGCGGACACUCAUGGAAACCAUUUACACGUGGUUGUCUUCAGUCCAGAAGGACAACAUAUACAUUCUUUCACACAUAAUGAAUUCCGAGUAAGUAAUUCUGCCGUACAAUACAGAUGAGUUUUUUUUGUGUGUCUCACGGAGAUUUCUAGUUCAUGCUCGGUAAAAGUCCGCAACUUCCGCGCAAACCUUACGCAACUUCUAUUCUGAAGUUGGGUAGAAGUUGCGCAAAUGCUGUGCAAAAUAUCGAGAAAAAAGGAAGGUUAGCGCCAAAAGUUGUCACAGACUUUUACAUGACAUCGCUGAAUAACCCCAAGACUUUCUUUUUUCAAGACAAAUACUUUUUUUGCGAAGUAAAAUGAAAAUGAAGUUGCAAAUGAACGGCAAAGUUCAGUAAUACUAGAUAUGUCCAGUAAAUUCUCCGGCCCUGUAGGCACCAACUUAGUCCGAAAUUAAAAAAAUCACGAAAAUUUGCUGAAAAGUGAGCGAACAGAUUGAUCGCUUCCCGCGCGGCAUUGACCGCUUCUGGCCGGCAAAAUCUUCGGCGCGGCCCCGAGUUUUCAAAAAAAAAAACUUUUUUACAGCUAUCAAGGUGUGUCGGCCUCCGAAUCGCCAAAAGUGGACAUAUAGUAACUCUGUGCAAGCACAAUCACACUUUAUUUGUUUUCAAACCGCUCAUUCUACCUAACGGAAUUCCAGUCCCCACACCUGUUCCACAUUCUUCAUCGUUGGUUACCAAAUUUUAAACGACGCCUCAAGUCUUGUACAUUGCCGCUAUUUCAUUUUUAUCCGUCUUUCCCGUACUUCGAAUAUUGUGUCCGGUGUCCAUAAGACUCCCUAUCAUAUUAUAUUACUCCCCGUUCUUACACUCUGGGAACUCGAUCGCAAUCUAAUUAGAAAACUUUGCAAUCUAAGACGAACUCGUUUGAAAUAGAAUUUGCUUCAAUUAGAUUGCAAAAUCUUCUAAUUAGAUUGCAAUCACUGCAAUGUUUUCUAAUUAGAUUGCGAUGUUUUCUUAUUAGAUUGCAAUGCAGGAAAAAUACAUUGUAAUCUAAUACGAUUUUACUGGAACUUCAAUUAAAUCUGAUUAGAUUGCGAAAUAGAGCUUUUUCUUAUUAGAUUGCAAACUCUUCUAAUUAGAUUGCAAUCGAGUUUCCAGAGCAGUUGCAAUUUCAGAUUUCAUCCCAUUUUCUUUUAAUCGCAUACUUCGCCUCAUUCAUAUUUUAUCAGAAAAAUCUCUACAGUGGUCCAUUUUUAAGUCUCAUCAUUUUUGCACCUCUGAUUUCAUGUAAUCUCACAUACCAAGCCUCAUCAUGAAAUGCUCAAAAUCUUUCAAAUCUUCGUUCACCUGUUUCUUUUCAUUUCAUCAUGAUAGUCCCAUUUAAGUCCCGUUGAAAUGUAAAUACCAGACAUAUUUUUCCUUUCCUCUAUAUAAUUGAAAGCUCUUUCUGCCAUUCUUUUCUCGAAAAUAUCCUUUUCUGUUUUCUUUUUUUUACAAGCUUUGAAAUAUGAUGUAGUAGCUGUACUUCAGCAGUCUUAGAUAUGUAUUUUGAAAUUUCUAGGACCCUCUUGUUUUGUAUUUACUUCAAACUUUCUUUCCUCUCCAACCACCAACCCUUUACAUCACACCUCUUACUCACUUUCAUUGAUAUUACCAGUUUCGUCUUAUUUUUUUGAUUUAUUCGCCUUUUCUGUGAGCUUUGCUGGUAUCGGUGAAGUGAACUUGAAAUUUUUAGGUUGACGUUACCGAGAAAUCUAUUAGAUUCGUUCUUAUAGUCUUACCAUGUUCCGAAUAGUCCGAGAACCAAUUUGACGGCUGUCGUUGAAAUCUCAUUCUAUGUGUUGACACGACAAAUUGACUGCUGCCAGUGCCGGAAAAGUUCUUAACAGUAGGUAUAUAAUCAGAUAACGUGUUUCAUCUACUUGCGAUUCAUACUAACUAGAGCAUUUCCCCCCAAUGUUGCUCAGAUUCAAUCUUUAUCCUUUUCCUACCCAAACUGCUAUUUGACUGCUAUUUUUCAUCGGCCGGCGCCAAUAAUUGGAAUCUCAUUUAACUCAUCUUUAAACUCAUUUCAUUACUCGUGCUCCUCGGGAUCUGCACACUCGAACCAAAAUUUCUGAAAUUGAAAUUGAUACGCAAACACUGAGGGGGCAAGAGCGAUCAUUUGAGAUUAACUUUUUACAAAAUUUUCAAAGUUUCUCGAAAAGUUCUUCGAAUGCAACGUUUGUGAGAGUCCCAUUAUCUGGAUGUAGAUAUAGGACAAUUGCCAAGUUUGAAGACAUUGCGAUGUUCUUUCUCUAAAACUUGAGGACUAUACUCAAUUUACCGCUCUUGCACCCUCGGUGUUUACGUACUCAAGCCUUAUUUCAAAAAUUUUGGCUUGAGUCAGCAAACACCGAGGGGCAAUAGCGAUGAAUUGAGUUUAUCUCUUCAAGUAUUGAGUGUACUAUCAAGUGUACAUCGUUUCUCGCAACAGGCCGAUCUUCACUAACACUUCGCGAUUUCCAAUUUGUUAACCACAUCUAUUCCGUCUGAGGCGCAAUUAAGAUUUUCUAACUUGCUGUACAGUGUUUUAUCCUUUUGAAUUAUUUUAUAGCUGCACCUCCCCCCUUCGCAUACUUUCAAAAUAAAUAUUUUAAAGAGUAGUAUUCUAUAGAAACAUGUUCAAGAUGUAUUAACGCGACCACUCCCUGUCAUAUCAUGUUAUCAUUCUGAAGCGUACGCGUAUUUAAAGUUGAUAUAGGGUAAUUCAGUGUCAAUUUAUUUACGUCAAAAACCGAUUCAAUAAUAAGUUAUGUUUAAAAAAACGAAAAUAAUUUUUAUUGAAUAACUUAUUAUCAUAUCAGACUGUGACACAAUUCCUACGUUAAAAUUGCAAAACAGGCGCCUGUUCUGCAACCCUAGCGGACGGACGAAUUCGUUUAAUGAACCUCAGUUGGUUGCUCGGAGAUAGCUAGGUGAAUGGUGUGGCUCUUGAGGGCCCUAGUUAUCUCUUAUUCUCUUAUUCAUGUCUCAAGCUGGCUGACCAGCGGCCUAAGCGUGUAACGGAGUCAUUUCAUGAUAUCUACAGAGUUGGACCGAAUGAGUUGUCAAAGAAACAUGAAAAGAUCUCGAGAAGUGAAUUUAAGUAGCUUAGCAAGAUUGAAUGUCGAGAAGCCGCGGAAAAGGAGUGAGUAUUUGGAAUGUUUUCUGAGAAAAAUCAGGGUGGUACUAUAAAAUAUGGAGUACAUUUCCAAUUUUAAAAUUCUCAUUUUUCCAUAAAGUCAUGACACAUAUGGGAAAAUGUUCCCCAUAUUUCAUAGUAUACCAUCCUGAUCUUUCUCAGAAUAGUCCCAACUUACUUUAAAAAUUUUUUCUAGUAAGUCAAUUUGACUUUCAGAGCUGAUGUUUGGAGAGCGAAAAGAAGGUCAAACCGUAUUUUUGCGAUCGGAUGGUCUUAGAAAUAGACACACACAGUUGGAAAAGUCUACCGGAAACCGGGACAAAAAGCGCUCUGAUGAACUACAGACUCUACUCCCAACGACAAGCUCAUCCAUAUUAGAAACAAAUACGGUCUCCAUGGCUACGGAGUUACCAUCUAAAAGAAGUUUGUCUUCUUCACAAAAGCUUCAAGAAGAGGCUUUAUCUGAUUAUCGAUUUUGCCGAUUUCCAAAGCAAUUUAAUGGGUCAUCGUGAGUUUUUUCUGAAAACAUGAUAUUCGCUCUGGGAACUCAAUCGCAAUCUAAUUAGAAAACUUUGCAAUCUAAUACGAACUCGUUUGAAAUAGAAUUUGCUUCAAUUAGAUUGCAAAAUCUUCUAAUUAGAUUGCAAUCGAGUUUCCAGAGCGCGACACUAGUUUCCAUGUUCAGAACGAUGGUAGAGCACAGUAAGCGAUGGAACUAUCAGAUGGCAUGCGACAUAAACUCAGAUGAGCAAAGUGGUGAAGGGUAACCAUGCAUACGCACACUUUUCAUGUUUAAAAACGGAAAUAGUUGUUAUCUCUGGAAACUCGAUUGCAAUCUAAUUAGAAGAGUUUGCAAUCUAAUAAGAAAAAGCUCGUAUUCGCAAUCUAAUCAGAUUUAAUUGAAGUUCCAGUAAAAUCGUAUUAGAUUACAAUAUAUUUUUCCUGAAUUGCAAUCUAAUAAGAAAAAAUUGCAAUCUAAUUAGAAAACAUUGGAAUCUAAUUAGAAAAUUGCAGUGAUUGUAAUCUAAUUAGAAGAUUUUGCAAUCUAAUUGAAUCAAAUUCUAUUUCAAACGAGUUCGUAAUAGAUUGCGAUUGAGUUCCCAGAGAUGGAGAACUUAAGAAAUGAACGCCUGAAGUUUCUAGCAGUUUUGAGAAGCAAACAAUCGGCGAAACCUGCACACCGGCCCGCGGGGCAAGGUUCAAAACGUUUUGUUAACAAUAGUUUUCCAGGGAGAUGUAUUACGUAGCUCACCCAUUAUUACCUCUGCCUCGUAGUCGAAAAAAUGAGUUGUGCACAGCGACACGGAUGAAUUACGCGGCCCAGCGACUGGACAAUCGAAAAUUCAAAAAUCAGGCCAAUGCUGUUAAUAAUAUUAGGGAUAAUGAAAGUGUUAGUUGUACUAAGUAAGUUCGCAUAGUGACCAGUUUAUCAGAUAAAGUUUUUUUCAAUCUAGAUUGCUUUUCAAUCUAUUUUGCUAAAAAUUUUCUAAUUAGAAAGACAAGUGUAAGUCUAGUUAGAAAAUUUAUCACUCUAGUUAGAAGAAUUUGUAAUCUAAUCGCAGUAAAUUAGCAAUCUAACUACAGUGCUGGCCAUUAAUAAAUGAAAAAAUGGUUUUUUGAGGAUAACUUUUUUUCUAGUUAUCCGGGGACCCUGAAACUUAUACGGUAUACAAAAAGUACCGUUAGGCAAAGUUGCGGACUUUCAAACUGCAUCAUCAUUUAUUUUUUUUCAUUUUUUCGAUUUUUCGAUUUUUGACGUUUUUUAUUUUUUUCGAUUUAUUUUUUUUUCUGUGAUAACAUAUGACUCUAAAAUGAUUUGUUGACAUGGGAAAACCUCGUGGAAGACAAAAUGUGCCCGUAGAUGUUAAAAAAGCGAUCAUCCGAGGUCGCCAGCAAGGCAUGAAGUUGAAAGAUCUUGCUCAGCAGUUUCAGCUCGGUAUUUCCACGGCUUUCAGCAUUUUGAAAAGAUUCAAGACGCAGGCAAGGUUCAAAGUGUUUGUCAAACCCAAUAAAAUAUUUAGAAUACCUGCAUCGGUCCAAAGGCGCCAGGAAAACCUCGUGGAACCACCAAGGCUAUGGAUCGGAACAUCCUGAGAGCGUCGAGAGAGGAUCCCAGAAGGACUUCAACGGAAAUCCAGAUGGUUGUGAAUUCUCCCACGGAUCCAGCACUUUCUAGAAGAACAAUCAGAAGACUUUUACAAGAUGCUGGGCUCCAUGGACGACGUCCAGUUCGCAAACCACUAAUCAGUGAGAGGAACCGGAAGGCUCGAGUUGCAUGGGCAAAAGCUCAUCUCACCUGGGGACCUCGCGAAUAGGAAAAACACAUCUGGUCCGAUGAAAACAAGUUUAAUUUGUUUGGUAGUGAUGGAAAUUGCUGGAUUCGGCGUCCCGUUGGAACCAGAUAUUCUUCCAAGUACCAUCUUCUAACAGUCAAGCACGGAGGAGGAUCGUGUAUGGUAUGGGGAUGUUUCUCGGCCAACGCUAUGGGACCUCUGAGACGUAUAAACGGAAUAAACGUCUUCUGAUUGUUCUUCUAGAAGGUGCUGGAUCCGUGGGAGAAUUCACAACCAUCUGGAUUUCCGUUGAAGUCCUUCUGGGAUCCUCUCUCGACGCUCUCAGGAUGUUCCGAUCCAUAGCCUUGGUGGUUCCACGAGGUUUUCCUGGCGCCUUUGGACCGAUGCAGGUAUUCUAAAUAUUUUAUUGGGUUUGACAAACACUUUGAACCUUGCCUGCGUCUUGAAUCUUUUCAAAAUGCUGAAAGCCGUGGAAAUACCGAGCUGAAACUGCUGAGCAAGAUCUUUCAACUUCAUGCCUUGCUGGCGACCUCGGAUGAUCGCUUUUUUAACAUCUACGGGUACAUUUUGUCUUCCACGAGGUUUUCCCAUGUCAACAAAUCAUUUUAGAGUAAUAUGUUAUCACAGAAAAAAAAAUAAAUCGAAAAAAAUAAAAAACGUCAAAAAUCGAAAAAUCGAAAAAAUGAAAAAAAAAUCAUUUUCUGAAAAAAAAAUAAAUGAUGAUGCAGUUUGAAAGUCCGCAACUUUGCCUAACGGUACUUUUUGUAUACCGUAUAAGUUUCAGGGUCCCCGGAUAACUAGAAAAAAAGUUAUCCUCAAAAAACCAUUUUUUCAUAUAUUAAUGGCCAGCACUGUAGGUCCGGAUAGAAACGCGAAAUAGCUAACUAGAAUAGUAACGAUUUGCCUAAGCACUUUGAAGUCCAAAAUGACCUACUAAAACUGAUUUCUAAAAGUGUUGUGUGACACGAGCCGGCAAAGCAUACGGAGGAGUGGAAAUUGUGAAGCUGUAACUUCUCUGAGAAACCUUACAUUUACCUCUGACCCGGCUCAUUUUGAAGAACCGAAUUAGAGGUCCCUAUGUUCGAUUUCUGGAGAUAUAUUGAAGAAACCGAAAGUUCUAUGUAUGAAAAGCCGGGCCGUGUGUGACUGAACCUGCAGAUGUGUCUCAUUUUCAACGAUAGAGAUUUUUCCCGCGAAAUUUGAAUCUUAUUUUUGCACAUACGCUUGAGCACGCCGUGCGGAUUUUGCCAUUCAUUGGACAAUUGCUUUUACUGCCGCGCGCGCCUCCUGAUCAUGUCCCUAAAUAUUAUUAUUACAUUUCAGAUGCGGAAUGCUCUAUUUCUUCAAUUCAAUGAGAAUGCAGGAACGUAUUUCUUAUUUGCAACCAACCCAUGAGGAAGAUCUUCCAACAGUACAGUUUGAGUGCCCUAUGUGUAAAGUGAUCGUGCACGCGGGUACUUUUUCGUAG
Messenger RNA from Caenorhabditis sp. 36 PRJEB53466, 10770 nucleotides. The record is from the annotation of a GenBank genome assembly. Lineage: Eukaryota; Metazoa; Nematoda; Chromadorea; Rhabditida; Rhabditidae.